Messenger RNA from Prorocentrum cordatum, 702 nucleotides. Lineage: Eukaryota; Dinophyceae; Prorocentrales; Prorocentraceae. The record is from the annotation of a GenBank genome assembly.
AUGAGGCAGAAGCAGCUUCGCUACGACAUCAGUCUCAAGAAGAUGGUACCAGUGGACUACUCGCUCGUGAAGGCGACGUUCGAAAGCCUGCGGGUCGCUGUGCGACUUCAGAGGAUAGACGCGUGGUUCGAGGAGGCUCACCCGACGUGGGGCCAGCUCAUCUCGGAGGACGCGGCAUGGCGGGGCCGCCUGGAGGACCAGCACAAGCUGCCGCUGCACGACACGCAUUCCGACGAGGAGGAGGAGGAGCAGGAGCCAGACGCCCCCGAGCCCCUCAAGCCAGACUCCCAGCGCCAGGCCAUGGCUUUCGCAGAGAAGGAGCGGCGCAAGCACGGGCCUUUCCUUUCGGAGAUCCGCGCGGGCUUCUUGGACUGGCGGUGGACCCACCUCCCCAGCGCGCUCCCCGGGGGCGGCGCCGGAGGCCUCCCCAGCCCCCAGCGCCACCCGCGCGCACCGCGCGCACGCGUCCGAGGCGGCCAGGCCGGGCUCCAAGCCGCCUCCGAAGCCGCGGCCGCACGGCCGCGCGGCCGCUGCCGGGGCUCCGUGAGAGCACGCCGCGGCCCGGCGCGCCGCGCGUUCCGAGGCGGGCGCGUGGCCCCCUGCCGCCUCUGGUUCUGCUGUCUUCUUUGGAGAAGAGAAGAUGGCCUGAGCAUGCGUUUUCGUGCCAGUAGCAGAAUGUUUCCACCAUCGCACCGCUUGUAG